UGACAGAGCAAGUUCUGGAGAUAAUUGGCCACCUCUUCUUUCUCAUGGCACCAGGCAAACUCAGAAACCAAGUGAACGAGUUAAUCCGAUGGUUAAUGACUUUGAUAUCUGCAAAAGUGAAGCCUUGCUACAUUUCUCAGUGUGUUUGCCAGUUGGUGGAUGCUCUGGCUCUCAGCCGCUGCGGAGGUGCAAACUUGCAAUCCCAGCUGGAAAAUAUUAUAGGCGUGCUGUUCGUGCAGCUGAGUGAAAAUGUCAACAACUCAGAUCCUUACUCCAUACAGAACCACAGCCCCGCCCUGAGGACUUUCUACUUCCUGACCAAGUUAUACAGUGAUCAGGUGGUAUUCCUAAUACGAAAGACCAUGGAAUCCAAUGAUCCAAUCAAGAUAGUACCAGCCCUUCAAGUCUUCAUGGAUGUGUUCCAGGAUGUGUCCCAGACAGAGAAUCUGAAGAGUGAGGUGAUGCACUCAGUCGUUGCCGUGAUUCAGGAGGAUCUCAAACCAGAUGAAGAGGACAUCCAACUAAUGAGUUCCAAAAUCCUACAGAAGAUGUUAUCGCUGAAGCCCUACAGAGAGAAGCAGGUUGGUGUAAGCUCCCUAAAGCUACUCUAUGCCCUGCAUCCGAUCACCUCCCUGCACCCUGUUAUCAACUCUGACAUGGGCCAGCUGUGGAAGAAGAUGAUCCCUCAGAUGUUGAACAUACUAGCUGGUCACACUAAGGAGGACCUUAAUCAGAAGGAGUGGGAAGACAGGCUGCUCCAGUUUUCAAGUCGGUCACUAGUAGCCAUCAAUGAUGACAACUGGCUCGAGCAACUCAUGGAAGUCAUCUUGGAGAGGAUAAACGAUUUCAGCAAUGAAGACGAGGAGAAGGCUUUCCUAUAUAAAUUCUUCGGCUGCACCCUGCUGACCUCGAGGGAUGUGAAACUGGUCAAGAAGAUGCUCUCCUCCGCCCACAAACUGCCCACGAGGAGCUGCAGGAGAGGGAGGGUAUGAACCUGAAGCUGGAUUAUCUGAACGCCCUGACCAAGCUGACAAACAUCCUGAGCAGCCAGCCCCUGGCCUUUCAAUUCAAGUUCCCUCAGAAACUGGAAAUUGUAACCUUCAUGGUGCUCUUUAUUCCCGAGUCUGUCCUCAUCUCUUAUUUUCUACUUCUGCUUUUAGCAUAAGAGGCCCCAGGCAAUAGUAGACAUUUACUAGACAACGUCUGCCACUUCCUUUUGCCAAGAGUUUUUGGGUGGGAUUUUCCAAACACCUGGCAGAGACUGCCUCUCCCCUCUCCACAGGCACUUGCUGUUGCUUCUUGCCCAGGCUUCCUUCUGCUUUCAGGGCUGUCCCCGACUAGGCACUUCCGUCUCUCUCACUGAUCCCCCAUUCCCUUAAGACAUCUGGGGAACCAAAGAGUAAUAUAUCAUCCCCAAGAUAUCAGUAUCCUUUCCUGUACUAGUCAUGCCUCCUCUCUUUCCCUUAGUUCUUUUCUUUCCAUCUUCCUGGCUCUUUUCACCUUUUCUUACUGUUUCCUCC
Molecule: messenger RNA, 1520 nt
Organism: Equus caballus (horse)
Lineage: Eukaryota; Metazoa; Chordata; Mammalia; Perissodactyla; Equidae
Source: RefSeq, a predicted model, not a curated record